AUGGAUUCUGGGCCGGGCUUUGAGGCCUCCCAACCUUCCAGCGGCUCAAGUAGCAACAGUCAUCCACUCCCGCGGCUUCGUGGCAGCAGUCUUUCGCAGUAUGGGCGUGAUCCUCUGACUGGUGAUCUUCGUCAGCCCAUUUCAUUCAAGCGCAAGCAUAAGCAGCGGUCUGGUUUUAGUCUGUCAAGUCUGUCCAAUAUCUUUACGAGCGAGUCCAACGGACAUUCAAGUUUCAGCCGCGCGGCAUCCAGAAACGUACCCUCCACGGAAGAUGAUUCGCAGCCGGUCGGCGAGAGUUCUCAGCGAAAUGGGAACUACAAUAUACAAAAGGAAGGGGGCCUGUUGGAUUGGUACGUAGAAGGUCCAGGGCGACGGGUUGGCUACGAUGACUUUACUGCUAUCGAUUGGAUAUUUGAGUACACUAAGGAGCGACAAAGAAAGCGACUUCUGUCAGCGAGUGGGCAAGGAAUGCUUGGUUAUGCUCGCAAGCUUUUCGAUGCCAGUAAUGUUUGGUUAGUCCUGAUCGCAACGGGAAUAUCAGUUGGGAUUAUCGCUGCAUCUAUCGACAUCGUUGGAGACUGGCUGGGGGACAUCAAAGCUGGGUAUUGCAAGAAUGGUCCAGGAGGAGGAAAGUUCUACCUGAACCGUAGCUUUUGCUGCUGGGGUCACGAAGAAGACCCUUCCAAUUGUAUGGACUGGACUCCAUGGGGGAAAGCUACUGGGGCUAGAUCAUCGGCUGGGGCUUACGCAGUCGAGUAUAUAUUUUAUACACUCUACUCUGUACUUUUCGCCGUUUGCGCUUGCAUGUUGGUCAGAAACUAUGCGAUUUAUGCGAGACAUAGCGGGAUACCUGAGAUCAAGACAGUCUUGGGUGGCUUCAUCAUAAAGCAUUUCAUGGGACCUUGGACCCUUGCGAUCAAGUCCUUGGGUUUGUGUCUGUCCGUCGCAUCCGGCAUGUGGCUGGGCAAAGAAGGUCCGCUUGUCCACGUCGCAUGCUGCUGUGCCAGCGUCAUAAUGAAGACUUUCGAUAGUCUGAACAGCAAUGAAGCGCGAAAACGAGAGGUACUCUCCGCGGCGGCCGCCGCAGGCAUAUCUGUUGCGUUCGGGGCGCCAAUUGGUGGCGUCCUGUUCAGUCUGGAGCAAUUGUCGUAUUACUUCCCUGACAAGGCAAUGUGGCAAAGCUUUGUCUGCGCCAUGGUAGCAACAGUUACUCUUCAAGCGCUGGAUCCCUUUCGCACUGGGAACAUCGCUCUCUAUGAAGUCAAGUACACCAGAGGAUGGCACCGUUUUGAAAUGAUACCAUUUAUCAUUCUUGGUAUUGUGGGCGGUCUUUACGGGGCGUUCCUCAUCCGGCUGAAUAUGCGGGUUGCGAAAUGGCGGCGAACGCGAAGUUUUUCCCGUCCAAUCAUCGAAGUUGUGAUUGUGUCUCUUCUCAGCGCCCUGAUAAACUACCCUAAUAUCUUCAUGAGAGCCCAAAACUCGGAACUUGUCCACUCUUUAUUCGCCGAGUGCAGUACAGGAAACCCUGAUCCUUUCGGCCUGUGCAAAACUGGGGCAGCGUCAGCCGGUACGGUAGCUCUUCUACUGGUAGCUGCUGUCCUGGGCUUUUUCCUCGCAACGAUGACAUUUGGACUGGACAUUCCUGCCGGUAUUAUCCUUCCGUCGUUUGCAAUUGGUGCUUUAUAUGGACGCGCUCUCGGUACCGCUUUCAAAAUAUGGCAGGACUCCUACCCAGGCUUUUUUCUCUUUGGUAAUUGUGAGCCCGACAUUCCUUGUGUGACUCCGGGGCUCUAUGCGAUUGUCGGAGCAGCUUCAGCCCUUGGCGGCGCUACAAGAAUGACCGUCUCAAUUGUUGUCAUCAUGUUUGAACUCACAGGCGCCCUUACCUACGUCAUCCCCAUCAUGAUUGCAGUCAUGCUGUCCAAAUGGUGCGGAGAUAUCUUUGGCAAGCGCGGUAUCUAUGAAUCUUGGAUUCAGCUCAAUGAGUACCCAUUCCUUGACCACCGUGAUGAUACCACUCCUCCCGACGUCCCUGCUCAUACAGUCAUGACAAAGGCGGACGACAUUACUAUUCUUACCGCCGUUGGCCAUACAGUGGGGUCUCUUCGCAACCUUCUGCAGACUACCUCAUACCGAGGAUUCCCUGUCGUUACUGAAGCCUCAAAUCCCGUUCUCCUCGGUUACGUUUCCCGUAACGAACUUUCUUUCGCCUUGAAGAACCCAACAUCUCCGUCCGGAGAGGAGCUCCAUAAUGCGACCCAGGCCUUCUUUGCGCAUCAACCAUUCGCAGAUCCGAUGGACACCCUUGACCUUCGACCCUGGAUGGACCAAACACCUAUCACUCUAAACAGCGGCACAACGUUUCUUAUUGUGCUCCGAAUGUUUCAGAGACUCGGGCUUCGCUACGUUCUAUUUGUGAACAAGGGUAUUCUUCAGGGACUACUUACGAAAAAGGAUGUUUGGUUUGUUAUUAAUGAUCCUGCAUCUCGUAAAAACGAGUGGGCUAGUGACCCUCUAGGGGAGGCCGACACUGCUGAAGAGAUUGGGCUACUUCAAGGCGAUGAUGCUUCCAGCAUUGUUCCCCCGCUGACUCCCUUGGAUCGGCGACCCUCACUUUAG
This is a messenger RNA of Aspergillus mulundensis, 2619 nucleotides long. RefSeq names its product chloride channel protein. The coding region runs from base 1 to 2619 and encodes 872 amino acids. The transcript has 7 exons. The record is from RefSeq and is a predicted model, not a curated record. Gene Ontology annotation, cellular component: membrane; Golgi apparatus; early endosome. Lineage: Eukaryota; Fungi; Ascomycota; Eurotiomycetes; Eurotiales; Aspergillaceae. Gene Ontology annotation, molecular function: voltage-gated chloride channel activity. Gene Ontology annotation, biological process: chloride transport; transmembrane transport.